Molecule: messenger RNA, 1461 nt
Organism: Rubroshorea leprosula
Lineage: Eukaryota; Viridiplantae; Streptophyta; Magnoliopsida; Malvales; Dipterocarpaceae
Source: the annotation of a GenBank genome assembly
CCCUCAAUUUUCUCGACAAUUUCACUCUACAAAUCCCCAUUUCCGCGCAGAAGAGUCUGUCUCUGCUCAGACCGGAGAAGCCCCUCGUGGUUGGUCCGUUUAUAGGGAUGUUGGUGGCGGACUCGAUGCAAAGAAAACCCAAGAGAAGAGUUGUGUGCAGGAACGGUCGUCGGGUUCCGAUGGCUAAGGAAACAUUGGGUUUUCAAUAAUUGAUGACAAGGAUGCAGAUUUUGUGGCUGAGGGGAGAAAUGAGGAGGUAAAAGAUGAAAACUUGAGCAUUGCAGACAAUACUCCGGGGGGGUUAUCAGACUCUGAUAAUGAAGGUGGUGUCUUUUCGAAGGAAAUGACUGAUAGGAGCAUAAAGCAGGCUGGUUUAGAUAAUGUAUACAGAGUUAGGGACACAAUGGGGAUCAAAAAGAAGGGGAAGAGUAAAGUUAGUUUUGUUUGCGAAGAUUGUGGACAGUCGGAGGGUCAGUGGUGGGGAAUGUGUCCCUCUUGCGGUAGCGCAGGAAAGAUGAAGCGUUUUUAUGAAGAGGAGACAAAGACGGGAACGGUUGCAGAGAAUGUAAUCAGGUCUUGGCUCCCACUGAAGACAGAGGACUCCAAACCAGUUAGGUUGACAGAUGUGAUGUCUGGAGUUAAUAAGCUUGAUUGGCGGUUCCAUUGUCACAAAUCUUACUUGCGCAUACUGAAAUGGAGGAUGUUUAUCUUGAUUCAUUGGUUUUGGCUGAUUGAUGAGAAGACCAUUGGAGAAGUCUUGAAAGUAGUAAAAUGUUUUCCUCCACUCUGCCUCUGUUUCGGUGAGGUGAUGGUUUCUUAUCCUUAUGACACAGUUUACCGGUCCGGGCCCUUUGGAAAUGAAGUUGCCAGGGUGCUUGGCGGUGGUCUUGUGCCAGGUUCACUUGUUUUGAUUGGCGGUGAUCCUGGUGUUGGCAAGAGUACCCUGUUGUUGCAGAUGGCUGCAAUAAUUGCUGAAGGGCCUGAACGUGGUCCAGUUGUAUAUGUUUCUGGUGAAGAGAGUAUUGACCAGAUUAGCAAUAGAGCUGACCGAUCUUUUUCUAUAUUCAAGUACAGAUAUUGAGGACAUAUUGGCUAAAAUUCAGCCUCUUUCACCAAGGGCUCUAAUGGUUGAUUCAAUUCAAACGGUUUAUAUAAAUGAAGUUACUGGAGGUGCUGGAAGUCUCAUGCAGUGACUUUGUUGGCUGAGUUAUGCUCUUAUGCUCUUCCUCUCCUUAUUAUAAUGUCACGUUGGACAUGUGACAAAAUCAGGAGAAAUAGCAGGGCCUCGUAUCUUGGAACAUGUUGUUGAUGUUGUCAUGUAUUUGGAAGUUGGUACCUUUUUCUUCAUUGUUAGAAAUUAUUGUAAUUCGCCUUUAUAGUUCUAUCUUUCUCAGGCAUCCAAUCCAUUUUUCAUAUGGUGCUUUAGCAAGAUCCUAAACUUAAUCAAAUUGAAAGGUUGGA